Polyodon spathula (Mississippi paddlefish) is the source of this 987-nucleotide messenger RNA. RefSeq names its product zona pellucida sperm-binding protein 3-like. Gene Ontology annotation, molecular function: acrosin binding. Gene Ontology annotation, cellular component: extracellular matrix. Bases 1 to 906 code for a protein of 301 amino acids. Lineage: Eukaryota; Metazoa; Chordata; Actinopteri; Acipenseriformes; Polyodontidae. Gene Ontology annotation, biological process: binding of sperm to zona pellucida; positive regulation of acrosome reaction; egg coat formation. The record is from RefSeq and is a predicted model, not a curated record. The transcript has 7 exons.
AUGGUGCAGAGAGUCUCCGUGGAGAGAGCUGACCUGUCGCUGUCGAAUUCGGUCACUCUGGACUGCAGGAAAGACGCCAUGGUCAUGACGUUGCUUCCUGUUCAAGGUAACUGGAGUGGCCCCAGAGUCUCCAGUGUCAUCUACCUGGGUGACGUCCUUCACAUCGAGGCUUCUGUUGCCGUUGACAACCACGUGCCACUGCGGCUCUACGUCGACAGCUGCAUCGCGACCCUGAGCGGCAACAAGGACUCUGAGCCCAGAUACGCCAUCGUAGACAAGCUUCGCUGCCUGAUGGAUAGCAAGGCUGCAGACUCCUCUUCUUCCUUCAGGAGACCUGCACUGAACAAGCUGCGCUUUGACAUCACUGCUUUCAGGUUCCAGGGGGAUUCCAGGAGUUUGAUGAGCACCUGUGGGAUGAACUUUGUCAUUGCAAUCAUGGUAGCCUACCUUUGUGGCCCAGUUGCAGCUCUCCCUGAGUACAAGCUCUGCAACACGCCUUCCGACAUUCGGAGGUGGGUCUCUGAGGAAAGGUCCUCUGCAGUGUUUGGGUGCUGUGACGCUGGCUCCUGCUCUGGGACACCCCGGUUCCUCCCUCCUCCUCAGAGGCAGGUGGGGAGCUACGGGAUUUCUGCCGGGAUCAACUGGAGAGGAAAGUGGCCGCAGAAGAGAGCGGCUCCUCUUGAUCCAGCUGGCCAGGACCCCCGAGUGCAUGUAAAGGAGAUCACCAUCGGCCCCCUGACCGUGGUGCAUGUGGCCCGAGACCCUGCUGCCGUCCUCUGUAAGGAGUCCCUGUACCACCCCCUGCAGCUUGUGGAAGUGCAGACUCGGGCUCCUCUGUCCCUGUGCUGGCAGUCUCCGCUGUGGCUCUGGCUCUCUCCUGCGCUGUCCUGUUGCCCGUGUUCCUGAAGUGACGCUCCCAGUCUACUGACAAACUUCUCGCUGUGUCUUCAUAAUGUAUUUGAAUAAAAAAAGCCUUGUCAAAGCUAA